GGGGGGCACGCGGCGGCCGCCGGCGACGAGGAGCGGAAAGUGGGACUGGCGCCCGGCGACGUGGAGCAAGUCACCUUGGCGCUCGGGGCCGGAGCUGACAAAGACGGGACCCUGCUGCUGGAGGGCGGCGGCCGCGACGAGGGGCUGCGGAGGACCCCGCAGGGCAUCGGGCUCCUGGCCAAGACCCCCCUGAGCCGCCCGGUCAAGAGGAACAACGCCAAGUACCGGCGCAUCCAAACUUUGAUCUACGACGCCCUCGAGAGACCGCGGGGCUGGGCGCUCCUCUACCACGCGCUGGUGUUCCUCAUCGUCCUGGGGUGCUUAAUCCUGGCUGUCCUGACCACGUUCAAGGAGUAUGAGACGGUCUCAGGAGACUGGCUUCUGCUACUGGAGACUUUCGCUAUUUUCAUCUUUGGAGCCGAGUUUGCUCUGAGAAUCUGGGCCGCCGGGUGUUGCUGCCGAUACAAAGGCUGGCGGGGAAGACUGAAAUUUGCCAGGAAGCCCCUGUGCAUGCUGGACAUCUUCGUGCUGAUCGCCUCGGUGCCCGUGGUCGCCGUGGGCAACCAGGGCAAUGUCCUGGCCACCUCCCUGCGGAGCCUGCGCUUCCUGCAGAUCCUGCGCAUGCUGCGGAUGGACCGCAGGGGCGGCACCUGGAAGCUCCUGGGCUCGGCCAUCUGUGCCCACAGCAAAGAGCUGAUCACUGCCUGGUACAUUGGCUUCCUGACGCUCAUCCUGUCUUCGUUUCUUGUCUACCUGGUGGAGAAAGACGUGCCGGAGGUGGAUGCACAAGGAGAAGAGAUGAAGGAGGAGUUUGAGACGUAUGCAGACGCCCUUUGGUGGGGCCUGAUCACGCUGGCCACCAUUGGCUACGGAGACAAGACCCCCAAAACCUGGGAAGGCCGUCUGAUCGCAGCCACCUUUUCCUUAAUCGGCGUCUCCUUCUUCGCCCUCCCAGCCGGCAUCCUGGGGUCUGGGCUGGCUCUCAAAGUGCAGGAGCAGCACCGUCAGAAGCACUUCGAGAAACGGAGGAAGCCGGCUGCGGAGCUCAUUCAGGCUGCCUGGAGGUACUAUGCUACCAACCCCAACAGGCUGGACCUCGUGGCGACGUGGAGGUUCUAUGAAUCAAUCGUCUCCUUUCCAUUCUUCAGGAAAGAACAGCUGGAAACAGCCACCAGCCAAAAGCUGGGUCUCUUGGAUCGGGUUCGCCUUUCUAAUCCUCGUGGUAGCAAUACUAAAGGAAAGCUAUUUACCCCUCUGAAUGUAGAUGCCAUAGAAGAAAGUCCUUCUAAAGAACCAAAGCCUGUUGGCUUAAACAAUAAAGAACGCUUCCGCACGGCCUUCCGCAUGAAAGCCUACGCUUUCUGGCAGAGCUCUGAAGAUGCCGGGACGGGCGAGCCCAUGGCAGAGGACAGGGGGUACGGGAACGACUUUCUCAUGGAAGACAUGAUCCCCACCUUGAAGGCCGCCAUCCGCGCUGUCAGAAUUCUACAAUUCCGUCUCUAUAAAAAAAAAUUCAAGGAGACCUUGAGGCCUUACGACGUGAAGGACGUGAUCGAGCAGUAUUCUGCGGGCCAUCUUGACAUGCUUUCCAGGAUCAAGUACCUGCAGACGAGAAUAGAUAUGAUUUUCACCCCUGGGCCUCCUCCUACUCCAAAGCACAGGAAGUCUCAGAAAGGCACAGCGUUCACCUAUCCGCCCCAGCAAUCUCCCAGGAACGAACCCUACGUGGCCAGGCCAUCCACGUCCGAAAUGGAAGACCAAAGCAUGAUGGGGAAGUUUGUGAAAGUCGAAAGACAGGUGCACGACAUGGGGAAGAAGCUGGACUUCCUGGUGGACAUGCACAGGCAGCGUCUGGGGCGGCUGCAGGUGCAGGUGUCCGAGUUCUGCCCCGCGGAGGGGGCCUCCUCCCCAGCGGAGGCGGGGAGGCAAGAGGACCCGCGGGACUCAGACCUGAAGACCAUCCUCUGCCACUAUUCUGAGACAGGCCCCCCCGAGGCUCCCUACAGCUUCCACCAGGUGCCCAUCGACAGAGUCGGCUCCUGUGGGUUUUUUGCCCACGACCCCGCGAACCUGCCCCGCGGGGGCCCCAGCUCCGGGAAGGCUCAGGCGCUCCUCUCCUCGUCCGCGCCCUAUGCCGAGAGGCCCACGGUCCUGCCCAUCUUGACGCUUCUCGACUCGAGAAUGAGCUACCGCUCCCCGCCUGAGCCGCCCGGCUCCGGCCCCACCCGGGUGUCCCCCCGGCAGAGACCCAGCGUCACGCGGGACAGCGACACCCCCCUGUCCCUGAUGUCCGUCAACCACGAGGAGCUGGAGCGCUCCCCCAGCGGCUUCAGCAUCUCCCAGGACAGAGAUGACUACAUGUUCGGCCCCAGCGGGGGGUCGAGCUGGAUGAGGGAGAAAAGGUACCUCGCAGAGGGUGAGACGGACACGGACACGGAGCCCUUCACGCCUAGCGGCUCCAUGCCGCCGUCGUCCACGGGGGAGGGGGUGUCCGACUCCGUAUGGACCCCUUCCGGCAAGCCCGCGUGAGAGGGCCGUGGACAGACUGCCCCGGCAGUGUAGACAGACUCUGGACAGCUCCCGGCCCGCCUCGUCCCCGCGAGCCACGCGGGCGGCGGGAGCGCUUGCAUGUGCCUGGCCGCCGGGCGGGCCGCGGCUCGCUCCGGUGUGGCCACACUGAAGCCGCUUCCUUUUCAGCAUGGUUUGCAUGACUUACGCUAUAUAAAUGGUAUCGCUACUCUUACUAGGAGCCACAUUUAUCUGCUGUUCUUACUUUUACUCACGACUGGAUCAGUACAGGGAGAAAUUCUUGACGAGCUGUGCUGUUUGUCUGUCUGGUUGGUUGGUUUGGGUUUCGGUGUGGUAAUCAGGGAGUGGCCUCCAUUGCUCCAACCACUGGCCCCUCGUGUAAAACAGGGCGGCAGUGAGCUGUUAGCAAGGCAACCAAAUCACUUUCACGACAAAACGACGGCUGCCGUGGAGCUAAAAUGUCAGGAAAGCAAGAAAUCAAGAAAUUGUGAAGGGAAAACUGGCCAAAUCCUCUAAAAGCUCUCAGAGGACCCUCCCUGCCAUCUCCCAUGGCAGAGCAUCCUUCCUCGGUUUCCUCGUCUUUAAAAGAUGGUGGUAAUCCCCAGGGUAGCUUUCCCGAUGCGUCAUAAAUCCGUGAGACGAAAACACACACACACAUUAAAAUAGUUGCCAGUUUAUAUAACCAAAGUAGUGACAUUCAUCAGAAGCAGGUGCCCCUCGGGCAGGAGCUCGUUGAGUGCCUUCACAAUGGGGUUCACACUCAAAUCCUCCCUCCCCCAUCCUUAUGCACAAUCCUUAUGUCCAGCUCAAGUGGAAAUGCAGGCCAAGAGGGCACAUGAAGAUCAUGCCACUCAAGUCCUUUGUGACAAGGAGGAAACUUCAGCCCAGCUAAAGAGCCAGGCUGGGGUCGCGAGUUGUCCCCUGGAGAACUGGACCUCAAAGCCUGGUCAGCCAAUUGGCUUGCUCCCAAGUCCCCCACUAGUCCACUCACCACUGACACACUGGGAGCCAGAAGUCAUGGCAGGAGGCUGGACCCUGUACCUUGCGGCAGGCACUCACACUACAGUCUAGCCAGCAGGAAGGGCUAGACUGUGGAGCAGUCUUGCUUGAUGCAUUAUUUUGUGUCCAGAAAGAAAAAUAAUACAAGCAAGUGACACAUUUAUGAAUAUACAAAUGAGCAAUUUCCAAAACAUCCACUUUUAUUCCUCCCAAUUUUUUGGACCACACGUAGCCACAUGAGUAGCUAAAGUGUAAGCAGACAGCUGGAGCACAAUGUCCACCGUGUAAGUAUGGAUACUGAGCACAAACUAUCCUGUGGCCUCUUAGAUGUUACUACUCUCUAAGCACUUUGAUGGAAAAGGUUUCUGUUAGACGUGGGCUAAAUGACUAUGUGGUUGAAUUAAUGGCCUCACUCUUACAUAUCUAAAGAGUUUGUCAGUGGUGGCCGCGGUGAUCGUCAAGCUGAUCAAAAUAGCCUAGACAAAAAUCUGCGUGCAACUCCACUGCACGUCUCCAUCACGAUCUUGUCCAGAGCAUAGUAGCUGCUCUGGGCAUCUCACCGAUAGUCUCGUCACUCCCCAACACAGAGGAGCUGCUUCCUUCCAACAAGCCAACAGGCGCUGGGAAAGAGGCUUGGAGGAGAGUGACAAUGAGGAUUUGGCCCAGGCAUUUGCCGGAACUCAAUGGAAUGCUCAGCUGGAAGACUUGGACUUUCUCACCCUUGAACUAAAAUAACUAUGUCAACCCACAGCUAGAGGACUGUCUCAUCUUCUUUCAGCGGUUGAGAAAAAGGAGCUUGUGUCACUUGCCAGCCCCAGGGAGGAAAGUCCAGCUUCCCUGCUAGACUGGAAGGCCAGGGUGGCAGGGUUUGGGUUGGUGUUGAUUGCCACUCUCCCCAAACAUACAGUGAGCUGUUUUCAUCAGUGUUUACAAAGAUAAAAUACACUUUUCUUGAGUGGAUAAAUAAGAAUCACAAAGAGCCAUUCUUUCCCAUCUAAAAAAGAAAAGAAAAGACCAUGAUAUCUGGGAUAUACUACUCUGAUAGUGCUUUAAAAAUACACCAAUGAUAAAACAGAAGCUCAGGGCCCGGGUCAGGUCAGUCCCGUGAGAAGCAGUGUGUGUAUCCACAAAGACCUCCUGGCAGACAAAGGAAAGCUGUGUGGGAUGAGCCAGCAGCACUGGCUAGUGACAUGGUCCAACAUCCACAGCUUCAGCUAUACCAGUGGUUCUGAAGCUUGCCCGGGAAAUGGCAGUAGUUUCAGAAGAAUCCAAUGGCAAAGUGAUAAAUUCCAUUAUAAAAAUUAGCAAUGAUUUUCUCAAGUGAAACUGUGAUCCCAUUAUAGGUGUGCAGCUUCUGUGUGUUCCAGAAUAGUGUAUGACAGUUUUCAGAAGUCACCUUUUAACAGGAUCAAAAUGAAUGCCAUAAGUCUACUUUCCAAUGAUCGAGUGAAAUGUGAUACUAUUGACCACAGCAGAAAGUCCUGAGGUCGUGUGAGUUUUAAUUUUCAAAUACACAAGUAAACACUAACAGUUUAAGAGAAAAAAAAAUGUAAGAGGAAAAAAACAAGUCAGGAAAUUUCUAGUCACUAUUUGUACUGGGGACCGAGAGAUUAAACGUCUUUGACAUGAUGUUGUUAUUACAAAACCCUAAUUUGCAGGACAGUAUAACUAGAAAACUCAAAGGUCCCUAAAGGUCAAAAUGAACUAAUUAAUAGACACUUGUGCUUCUAAUGCCUGUUUUGUGCAAGGCAGUUCCCAGACACUGUAAAAAAUUGAAAGACUAAUAAUUACUUGUCGAACAUCCUAAUAUAACAGGAUCUACUCUGAGCUUGCCAAGACCAUUCAUAAUUUGUGUCACUCUAAGAGUGUAAUAAAACCACUUGUUUAUUCAUCUGACAAAAUUUAUUAAACUUCACCCUCUAGUUAAGCACUGGGCAAGACACGAGAAAUUCAGACAUAAGAAAAUCGGUUUCACUAUUGAAAAGGUAGGAAUCUGGUAGCUUUAAAUAUUGGGGGACCCUUCAUAUCCUGCCUCCAGGAAUGGAAAUUACUUGAUUUCAUCCCUGAAGAGAACUAUACAGACAGGAAUGUUUUCUGGCUGGAAUCAGUAGAGGAUAGAACAUGGAGAAAGUGAGAGUGAAAAUUCUGCAUUGAAUUGGUCAUGGCCACCAGCCCAGGGAAGGCUGAACAGGUUGAAUUGAUACUUUGAAUGUAGAUUGAAUGUUUUGAACUUUAGUGCUCCAGAGAAGCUGUGCAAGCAGGAGGUUCUUAGAGAAAUCAGUUUUCUCCUCGUUUCUAAAUUCUUACUGGGACUGAGGCCAGAGAAGGCAUUGAGCUACUCCAUUUCAUCAUGGUGACCAAAAGAGACUUGGGGUUCAUACCAAGAAUACGUCUAUUCCAGGAAAAAGCUGUCAACUCUACCUGUGGGAUUCUGAAAAUCAAGUUCCCCUGGGAAAACGGAAAACGUGUUCUGUGAUCUAAAAGCCAAGUGCACCGUGACACCAGAGCUCCCAGAGAAGAUGCCACAGAGCAGGUCUUUUUUCUCUCUGAACUCACUUCCAAGGUGCCUGCACCACAAGGAUUGCCUUUGCUUUCUGGUCCCUGAGCUUCUUUGAGAGUUGAGUCAUGUCUUGUCUUGACCUUAAAGAUUUGCUUCAUUAUUUCAGGAUGACUAUUCUAAAGGCCUUCAGUCUUUUCUUUUAUUCCAAUUCAAUCAACCUUUUUGUGCUACUGACAGACAUGUGCACAAGCGAGCAGCAGUCCCUGAUCACAGCCGCAGGGGUGGCUCACGGAAGCCCAGCGGAGCACACAUAAGGACCUCGGAGAUCAGCGUAACUUUAGCGUCUUUAAAAUUGAGCAGUGGAAAUAUCAAGGAAAGAGGAUGGAGAAGAGAUCACCUGGAGGAAAACUUGAGGUUCAAAUUCAAAAGUGUUGGAACUAUUUUCUACCCUGCUUUGAUUUGCAGAUGAUUUACCCAUAAGCCCCUAGUGCGGUCAUUGCCAUAACUUGGAGACUAGUAUUCACAUUCUUUGUUUUACAUGUGUGGACUCCAUGGCCAUGGCUUACUUCUGGAAGCUAAAUGUACACCGGAAACUCCUUUUUUCAGAAAAAAAGUAGAGAUAUAAUUUGGAUUAUUGCAUGACAAAUCUGGGCACUUUUGUAGUUCCUUGCUAAGUUAGUACAUCUCCACAAAAUGCUUACUUUUUCCAUCAAAAUGAGGAGGAGCAGGAAUGUUGAAAUGAAGGGAGUAGGAAGUUGGGUCCCAAAAGGCUAGGUUGUCCUUAGCCUCCAUUUAGCACCCACCUAAGAAAAUGGUGCCUGGCAUUUUGCUCAUAGAACUUGAUAGCUUCCUGGCUGCUCAGAGCAAGGAGACAUUGACCCUCAGACCAGCCACCUGUCUUUUUGGCUCAGAAAGCAGAGGCCAAAAGCGAAGGGAAUCACAGUGGUCGAAUGAGUAAUUGGGUAGCAGAGGCCAUCUAAAAAGCAAGCCCUCAACUCCUAGUGCAGAUAUCGGCGAGCAAAAACCAAACAUAAGAUAAUACCUGAGGCCAGGUAUCAUCAGGUGAACCCAGAAGAUGAAUGAGAACUUCCUGGUCUACUUGAGAAACUGCUAAGCCAGAUACAAUUGGGGGGCCAUGGUGUUAGUCUGGAAUAAUUGGUGACACAAUGCCUUGAGAUGGCAGCAUUCCCUUCCCAGUCCCGCCAUCUUUAGAAUGUGCAGCCCUAACCACUGCUGCCAUGUGUGCUUGAGAAUGGGGUGUAGCAUGGACUUGCAGCCCAGCUCCCUCUGCUUCCUCUCCACACCCACCCCCACCUCCCCAGUUCUGCUCCCUGACCCAGCCCUUGAACUCAGUGCACUCCAGAUCAUGCCUCAGGCUGUCAUCUCACCACAAGUCAACUUAACAGGAUUUCUACUUGAAAAAAGUAGAGAUGUUUGAUUUUAAGGAAUGGGGUGUGAUUUCUUUUGAGGAUAUUAGGACCCUCAGUUGCCAAUUCUACUGAUGUGUCCCUUUGCAAUGACACCUCUGGGUGUCACCUGAGGACGCAGAGCUCCUGCUUCGUAGUUCUUUGUCCCAGAGAAGGCUCAUCUUGACCAGGGCACAGCCAGGUGCUCUAAAAUCUUCCCCCCAAAUUCCAAAGUUGCAAACAGGAUUCAGCUUAAGAUGACUUAUGUUCGUAUAGCAAGGGUGGGGGGGAGUAAAACUGGAUUCUGUUGGCGCAAGUGAAGAUUUCAAUUUGGUUUCCACUUAUGCUGUGCUCAACAUAGAUGCCAGAAUUUGGAAGGGAUGUGACUUCUCUUGAGGAUCUAGAUGACCCUAAGUUGCCAGUUCGACUGAGGUGUUGCGGUGAGACCUCUGGGUCUCAUUAACAGGUUGCCCCUUCUCCUAAGUGCGGCUGAGCGAGAAGCUUCAAGAAAUAGAGAGAUGGUCAAGCUUGUGUGAGAACUAGUAAUUUUAUAGUCACUCAACCUAAGCUUUCUUUGCCUCCAAAUAGCUCUGUUCUGGGAUUAAAAUAAGUUUCAGAGGGAAGAAAGCAAGACAUGGGCUCUGUAUAAGAAUAUCCUGAGUGUGACUUGCAAUUAAAUAGUCAAAAGCCUAGGACAAUGCUCAGGAAUAUAUUUGCAGUUCCUCUUAGACUUAUCAAGGGGAUGAAAAAGUCAUGCUAAGAGUAACGAAAAGUGAGACAUGUCUUCUUUCCAUGUUUCCCUCUCUUAUCUUGCCCACAGACUGAGGUCAGGAAGAAGGAAAUUUGCCCUAAACUUUCUAUGAGUUGUAUGAGACAGUCUCUCUCUGACUCAUGUAAAGCUCAUCUCAACCCCACCAGGGAGAUGUUGUCUCCAUCUUACAGAUGAAGAAAUGGAGCUGAGAGGGAAAAUACCUUGCCAGAGGCCACACACUAUAAGAGACAGUGCUGGCAUCUUAACCAAGCUCUCACACCUCCAAAUUUCUUCCUCCCUCUGAUCCCAGUGUCCCAGGUCAAUGGCACUGCGCUCAGCUCAUGCCCUGUGGCCUUUGCCAAUGUCUUGCCCACCUACUCCAGUCAUCUUUGCAGUAAGACGAUCACAGAUCCAGCUGUUCCCUGGAGAGAAGUGCAACAGCGGCCUCAGCUGCUCCACCUAGCCCUUUGGCUACAUGUCUGUUGUUUCAGUGGCUUCACAAUUGAACUGUCAGCGGCACAAAAUAAUGCAACACAAAUUAUUCAUCUGGCUCAUGGUGGAAUACUUUGACUCUUGGAGUUUGGCAUAGCUGCAGAUAAUCCCACAAGAGCUUCUUGUUCUCUGCCCUCAAGGAACCCCUGUUAUUGUCUUAACUAAGCAGGUUCAAAUGUCCCUCCUGACUCUGGCCUUUUGUCUCUAGAUAUACCUUCAUUUCCAGAUUUUGAAAUCUGCAGAAACAGGUGAGUCUCCACAAACAUUCUCCAGGAGGUGAAAUGCUGAGAACAGUUGUAUUUCUCUCUCUUGAUAUUAGAAGAUCAAGAUUGCCAGUAAAAGUCCAGCUGAUGUGGUAAUUGGGCCUCCUGGCUCUCUCUGGAGGGAGAGGAGAGCAGAUCCACUCUCCAAAGUUCCUGUGAGGCUUUGGAGUCCACUGGGAGACCAAGUCCCAAGAUGGGUGGCUGCCAUUUUGUCAAAUCCGAGAUUUUGUUGUUGAAGAAGUGAGGCAAGCUCUGUCCCACCUUAAGAGCCAUCUUAGAAAGACUGGCCAGCUUCAUCAGAUUUAGCAGUCAUGCCUGUUUAAAGAGAAAAAUGCUUUCUACUUUGCUUCCACUGGGAUAUCGCUAUUUUCUUUCUAAUGAAGCAGUGAUGAAAAACACCAAUUUCUGAAGAGCAAAUUGAGAUUUCUAGUGACAUGAACCAUUGUAUUUGAUUUUAGAUUGUAUUUUAUUUAACCCCUUUCUAUGGCAUAGAAUUCUGGUGCCUUGCUCCCUGAUCUUGUCUCCAUGCUACAAGUAGGCUUUCCUCACAUUCUGGCUUACACAGGAACACUACUAUCCCACAAGUGGCCUUUAGUGCUCUUUAUAAUAUGAUUUCCUGUAAUUUUUAAACUGUAUGUAUAAUUUAUAUUCUGGCUCUGUCCAAUAUUUGAACAACUUUAAUAGGUUGGUUUCCAUAUAUAUUAUGCAAAUAAUUCUUACCUGAUUUUUUAUGUUUGAUCUGAAAACAAAGAAAUACUGCACCACUUAUUAAUAAAUAGACAUUUCAAUGAU
This is a messenger RNA of Condylura cristata (star-nosed mole), 9732 nucleotides long. It is a transcript of the gene KCNQ3, whose product is annotated as potassium channel, voltage gated KQT-like subfamily Q, member 3. Gene Ontology annotation, molecular function: voltage-gated potassium channel activity. The annotation marks the transcript as partial. The record is from RefSeq and is a predicted model, not a curated record. Gene Ontology annotation, biological process: transmembrane transport; potassium ion transport. The transcript has 15 exons. Gene Ontology annotation, cellular component: membrane. NCBI's taxonomy places the organism in Eukaryota, Metazoa, Chordata, Mammalia, Eulipotyphla, Talpidae.